Messenger RNA from Rotaria sp. Silwood1, 417 nucleotides. The record is from the annotation of a GenBank genome assembly. Lineage: Eukaryota; Metazoa; Rotifera; Eurotatoria; Philodinida; Philodinidae.
AUGUUUAGUCUGUUCUCUUCAGUUCGUUCAAUCGCCGAUAUUACGAUCCAAGAGUUAGCUCCGUUACGUAUACGUGUAAAAGUUCAACUUGAAAUUCCAAAUUCAGAUAAAAAAGAUUAUUUCUAUGUUGACGGACAUGUUUGUCAAAAUGGCUUUCAACGUGAUGCUGCUAUUGCAGUUUGCCGCUCAUUGGGACAAGGAGCAAAUCCAAUAUUUGCUUUGAAUCGUCCAAUUGGGAAUGGACCAUUUAAGGAGUGUUUCUUUCAAUAUGGUGAUGAUAAAAUUGUAAUCCCCUGUACAUUUCUAAUGGAACAAUUCAAAUGUAAUGAAAGUGCUACAAGCCUCGGAAAAUGUCAACAUUCGAAACUAUUUGAUCAGCAAUGUGCCGGUGAUAUGUAUGUUGCAAUUUUGUGUUAG